AUGGCUGCUGAAUUCCUAGAGGAAACAGUAGGGCUAGCAGUACAGCAACAAGGAGCAGACUCAUGGGUUUGGAAGCAAGACUCGAGUGAAAUCUAUUCGACCAGAACUGCAUAUAAGUUUCUGCUGGGGGAAAUAAGGGGGGAAUCAGAGGAUGGGAGUUUCUCGCUUCUGUGGAAACUUAAAAUACCACCUAAGGCAAAGGUAUUUACAUGGAGGCUCAUCAAAGACCGUUUACCAACGAAGAUGAAUUUAAGAGGAAGACAAGUGGAGAUAGUUGAUCCAUUGUGCCUGUUCUGUAACAAUUUGGAUGAAGAUGCAGCGCACCUUUUCUUCAACUGCAGCAAGGUACUUCCCUUGUGGUGGCAGACACUCUCAUGGGUCAAAUCAGUGGGUGCUUUCCCAAAAGAACUGAAAGACCACUUCAUGCAUCACAGAUCGAAGGCUACACGAACAAAAGAUAUGAGAUGGAGUUGUUGGUGGAUAGCCCUCAGAAGGACCAUAUGGCAUCAUAGAAACAAGCUAGUUUUUGAUAACCAAGCUUUUAACGCAAGUAAGCUGAUGGACGAUGCGCUCUUUUUACUCUGGUCCUGGCUCAAAGUUAUGGAAAAAGACUUCGAUACUCAUUUCAACCAGUGGUCUUCCAAUUUGUCAGAUGUAUUUGUAUAA
Molecule: messenger RNA, 666 nt
Organism: Glycine soja
Lineage: Eukaryota; Viridiplantae; Streptophyta; Magnoliopsida; Fabales; Fabaceae
Exons: 1
Coding region: 1-666 (221 amino acids)
Source: RefSeq, a predicted model, not a curated record